AUGAGCCAUCUUUCACAAAUCAAAGAGAACAAGAGUGUAUCUGAAAAAGAUUUUCGCAGUCCUAUUAAAAAUGAAGAAGAAAUAAACAAUACGAGACUUUAUGCUCGUGCUUUCUACGAAUAUAUAUUUAAUGGCAAAGUAGGUGCCCCAGUUCGUGAAAAGUUACGAAAUGGUGCUAAAGUACUAGAAUUUCGUUCUGAUGGUGGAAUUUGGGCUAUAGAAGUUUCUGCUGACUAUCCAAAUUCAGAAUUCUACGCAGUUGAUUCUAUUAUACCAAAAUUUGACAAUAAAAUCGAUAAUGUUAAAUUUAUUGAAUGCAAUAUAUUUGAAAAGCUACCAUUCCCCGCUAAUGAAUUUGAUUACAUUUUUUCUGAAUCAAAAUUUUUAUAUAUGGAAAAAAAUACAUUUCGAAAAGUUUUAUUAGAAAUCUUUAGAGUUUUAAAGCCUGAAGGGAUAUCAUGGAUAAAAAAACAAAAUAUUGAUUAUGAUAUAUCGACAAGCUUUGAAAAUUACGUUAAGGAAACUGAGAAAGCCGAAUCUAUAGUGUAUCGAAUAGUGGAAACACAGAUUGGAAGUGGCGACACUGAAGGAGAAUUUCUUCUUGAAGUUAUUAUAUUGUUUUAUAAAAAUGUAAAAGACUGUUUGGCACCUUUAAUGAAUAUUUCGUUUGAAGAAUUUGAUGACUUGAUAAAUAAUUUUCAAAGUGAAUCAAAUGCUGAAGGUAGCAAAGUAAUAUUAAAACACAAACAAGUGCUUGCAAGAAAGAAGAGAAUGUAUUGCUGA
Molecule: messenger RNA, 783 nt
Organism: Cetraspora pellucida
Lineage: Eukaryota; Fungi; Glomeromycota; Glomeromycetes; Diversisporales; Gigasporaceae
Source: the annotation of a GenBank genome assembly